Molecule: messenger RNA, 409 nt
Organism: Aspergillus aculeatus ATCC 16872
Lineage: Eukaryota; Fungi; Ascomycota; Eurotiomycetes; Eurotiales; Aspergillaceae
Product: 60S ribosomal protein eL38
Exons: 3
Coding region: 130-372 (80 amino acids)
Biological process (GO): translation; protein-RNA complex assembly
Cellular component (GO): ribosome; cytosolic large ribosomal subunit
Molecular function (GO): structural constituent of ribosome
Source: RefSeq, a predicted model, not a curated record
UGUCGAGCUUAGCGCGAAAGAGAUCUAAGUAGAGAGAGAGAGAACUAACUGUGCCCGCCAGUCCAGCUCAGCUUCAAACGACGACCACUCCCGAACUUACCAAUCACAUACCCACCCCCUCUGCCCAUCAUGCCUCGUGAAGUCUCCGACAUCAAGCAGUUCAUUGAGAUCUGCCGCCGCAAGGAUGCGUCCUCUGCCCGCAUCAAGCGCAACCGCAACACCCAGCAGAUCAAGUUCAAGGUCCGCUGCUCCCGCUACGUCUACACCCUUGUCCUGAAGGACUCCGACAAGGCCGACAAGCUCAAGCAGAGCCUUCCCCCUGCUCUCAAGGUUGUCGAUGUCACCAACGGUGACAAGAAGAAGGCUUUGUAAAUUUUGAAAACCUAGCCUAACCUUCCUAUAUCGCACA